Messenger RNA from Physcomitrium patens, 1140 nucleotides. RefSeq lists its product as uncharacterized. NCBI's taxonomy places the organism in Eukaryota, Viridiplantae, Streptophyta, Bryopsida, Funariales, Funariaceae. The record is from RefSeq and is a predicted model, not a curated record.
UACCCUUUGCGGAGAAUGAAUCCGAGAUGUGCCGUUCUUGCACAGCCACUGUGAAGAGGAGUGAGGGUGGAUUGUGCCUCUGCUGGGCUUCCCGAGCGCCGAGAUUUCGUUGUUGCGUCGUGCUUGUGGUGCUGAGAGAAGGGUCAAACAUUUGGGCAACAUGUGGACUGCGACUUUGUGCCCUCCAUUGCUGCGAUUCCGCCAUGUUCCGGUUGUGGGUGCCAGUCCCAUAGUGCGAGCGCGGAGCACCGCGAGGGUGAAUGUCUCGCAAUCCGUGAACCACGGGGUCCGCGCGCAAGUAAGCGGGAGUGGAGAGAAAGAAGUCCAGGUUGAGCUCCGGACAUGCCGCUCAUGCAAGCAGAAGUAUAACCCACUCGAGAAUCACCCGCGUGCUUGUCGAUUUCAUACUGCACAUUUCGGAGGCGAGACGAAGAGGAAAUUCGAGAGCGUGUACACGGGUGGAACAAUGGACACUGUAGGGGGUGGCGAAAUUUCUCAGUAUUGGCAUUGCUGUGGCUCCGAGGACCCAUUCGAUCCUGGUUGUGAAGCUGCCCCUCACAUGUCAUAUGACGAUUAGGUUUUGCAAUUCGAUCAUUCGAUGAUUUAUCCACCUUUCUCUACCACUGAAGCCUGUAAUAUAUAAUUUUGUCUAGUUUCUGACACCGUCUUCAUUGUCGACACCCUCCAUCUUAUGCAUUGAUGCCUCUAACCUUGAUUCUAGGAAGCAAUUAGUUCUUUGAGGCUGUUUCAUAAUGAGUUGUAGUGUGAGGGCUUGAUUGUGCGGAGAAAUGAAGACUGUCCAGAUACUCGGUCUCCUUUCUCCCAAUGUGCACGUCAGGAAGCUUUUGGUCCCUCCACAGCUUGCAGGACUUAUCUUUCAUACAGUAAGUACAUAAAUAGAAAUCGUGUCAAUAUGUGUUGAUUACAUCCAACCUUUCGAGUCCACAGAUUUGAAGACAAUGAUCUGAAACCACCUGCGCAGUAUCAGUCGAUAAGGGAAAGGUUUCACUUACACACUGAACAUGUGCAAUCUGUCUCGCAUGUUUCAGAAAGGUUUUACCACUAUCCCUAGUGUAUAUUCGUGGCGUAGCACAAACUUUCAAACUAUUGUUUGAACGACUUCGGUAAGAAAUUUGUAUA